Molecule: messenger RNA, 1521 nt
Organism: Penicillium taxi
Lineage: Eukaryota; Fungi; Ascomycota; Eurotiomycetes; Eurotiales; Aspergillaceae
Product: glycylpeptide N-tetradecanoyltransferase swoF
Exons: 4
Coding region: 1-1521 (506 amino acids)
Biological process (GO): N-terminal peptidyl-glycine N-myristoylation
Cellular component (GO): cytoplasm
Molecular function (GO): glycylpeptide N-tetradecanoyltransferase activity
Source: RefSeq, a predicted model, not a curated record
AUGUCAGACUCCCAAGACAAGGGCAAAGCCCGCCAGCGGGAUGAGAAAGAGCGCGAGGGUACUGACUCGGCAGACAACAGCAAAGGCUCCACCCAAUUAGGCAAAAAAAAGAUCCCCGCAAAACUCCUGGAGACCCUUCUGUCCAUGAAUCCAGCUAUGCAGAAUGAACUCGCCUCAAUGGACAAGGAUAAGGCGACAGAAAUGCUAGCGCAGAUGGACAUCUCCCAGUUCUUCACAGGACUGUCAGUCGGGGGUAAGGGCCAAAAGGAUAUGGCGUCGUUCAAAUUCUGGCAGACACAGCCUGUACCUAGCUUCAAUGAACAGCAAGACAAGGAACUCGCCCAGGGGCCGAUCAAGAUGAUCGAUCCUGAAAAAGUGCCGAAGACUCCCCAACCACUACUCGAUGGUUUUGAGUGGUGUACUCUCGAUUUGACGAACCCAGAAGAGCUUCGAGAACUGUACCAGCUUUUGAAUAACCACUACGUUGAGGAUGACAACUCUAUGUUCCGAUUCAGCUACUCGGAGUCUUUCCUUCACUGGGCGUUAUUGUCUCCAGGCUGGAAGAAGGACUGGCAUGUCGGUAUCCGUGCCACAAGUUCGCGCAAAUUGGUUGCGUCGAUCUGCGGUGUUCCUACGGACCUUCGUGUCCGCGGUGACAAGAUCAAGGUGACUGAAAUCAAUUUCCUUUGCGUCCACAAGAAGCUUCGUUCGAAACGCCUCGCUCCCGUUUUGAUCAAGGAAAUCACCCGUCGCUGCUACAUCAACGGUAUCUACCAAGCCAUUUAUACGGGCGGUGUAAUUCUUCCAACGCCGGUCAGCUCCUGUCGGUAUUUCCACCGUUCGCUGGACUGGCUGAAGCUCUAUGAAGUCGGCUUCUCGCCACUCCCUGCAGGAUCCACCAAGGCCAAACAGGUGACCAAGAACAAACUUCCCGAUUCUACUUCGACACCCGGCUUGCGGCCAAUGGAGGUGAAAGAUGUCGAUGCGGUUUACGAUCUCCUGGAACGAUACUCGCUCCGCUAUGACCUCAACCAAGCUUUCACCCUCGAGGAAAUUGAACACUGGCUGGUUUACAAGGAGCAGCCAGGCAAGGAGCAGGUUGUUUGGGCUUAUGUGGUGGAGGAUCCGAAAACACAAAAGAUCACUGACUUCUAUUCAUUCUACAACCUCGAUUCGACUGUCAUCAAUAACCCAAAACACAGUGCUGUGCGUGCUGCUUACAUGUACUACUAUGCGACUGAGACUGCCUUCACCGACGAUCAGAAGGCGCUCAAGCAGCGGCUGUUGCUGUUGAUUAAUGAUGCACUUAUUUGUGCCAAGAAGGCCAAGCUUGACGUGUUCAAUGCUCUUACUCUUCUCGACAACCCCUUGUUCCUUGAAGAGCUUAAAUUCGGUGCCGGUGACGGUCAGCUACAUUACUACCUGUACAACUACCGCACCUCCCAUAUUCCGGGUGGAAUUGAUAGUAAAAACCGCCCGGAUGCGACUAAGAUGAAUGGCGUUGGAGUUGUUAUGCUCUAG